GAAAAGGGUGAGUCAUUCUCUUCCCCCAACCCUCUCCUCUUGUUCAAUUGCAGAUAGAGAAAUUUCAAGAAGAAAAACAAGGAGAAUUUGAAGGGGUUUGCCGGAAAACUUGAGAACGAAUCAAGAAUGAGUGGUUCCCGGUUCAUAAAGUGUGUGACCGUCGGCGACGGAGCAGUUGGUAAAACUUGUCUACUCAUUUCAUAUACCAGCAAUACUUUCCCAACUGAUUAUGUCCCGACUGUGUUUGACAAUUUUAGUGCAAAUGUAGUUGUGGAUGGAAGCACUAUUAAUUUGGGUUUGUGGGAUACUGCAGGUCAGGAGGAUUACAACAGAUUAAGACCCUUGAGCUAUCGUGGGGCGGAUGUUUUUAUACUAGCAUUUUCCCUCAUCAGCAAGGCCAGCCAUGAAAAUGUCUCCAAAAAGUGGCUUCCUGAAUUGAGGCAUUAUGCCCCAGGAGUUCCAAUCAUUCUUGUUGGAACAAAGCUAGAUCUUCGAGAGGACAAACAAUUCUUUUUAGACCAUCCUGGUGCAGUACCUAUUAGCACGGCUCAGGGUGAAGAGCUCAAAAAGUCUAUUGGUGCUGCAGCUUAUAUUGAAUGUAGUGCAAAAACACAGCAGAAUGUGAAGGCUGUUUUUGAUGCGGCUAUUAGGGUGGUUCUACAACCACCCAAGCAGAAGAAGAAAAAGAAGAGAAAGGGUCAGAAAGCCUGCUCUAUCUUGUGAUUUCGCUAAAAGAGUGGCUAUGCAAAGGAGAUAUAGAGGAUUGUCAGUGUACUUCCUAUUUCAAGUAGUGCAGAAAAUUUGUUUACUGAUUGGCAGUCCUGACCAAGUACACUAGGAAAGUGUCAACCUGGCUCGUGAUCGAGACUUGGUCUGGGUACAAAAGUGCUCUCGUUGUCUCUUCCUGAGUUAGAUCUAUAUGAUCUGUGUAACAUUUGUAAGUUGAUUAUUACUGUUCUGGCAUCUGUUGUAAGCCAUUCAACAUACUAAUUUAGAUUUUGGAUGUGCUAUUGCCAUUGUGUUGAAUCAUUAAGAAGUUGUAAUGUCUGUUUCAUGUAAAU
Messenger RNA from Solanum stenotomum, 1061 nucleotides. Its product is annotated as rac-like GTP-binding protein ARAC3. The transcript is spliced from 8 exons. Gene Ontology annotation, molecular function: protein kinase binding; GTP binding; GTPase activity. Gene Ontology annotation, biological process: regulation of cell shape; establishment or maintenance of cell polarity; small GTPase-mediated signal transduction. Lineage: Eukaryota; Viridiplantae; Streptophyta; Magnoliopsida; Solanales; Solanaceae. The record is from RefSeq and is a predicted model, not a curated record. Gene Ontology annotation, cellular component: nucleus; cell projection; cytoplasmic vesicle. The coding region runs from base 127 to 723 and encodes 198 amino acids.